UCUGCUGCAGUCUCCGCCUUGAAGUGCCUGAGGCCGGGCCGGGCGCAGACGUUGUCUGUCUACCCCGCCCCCUCCGAGCCGGAGAGGCGCCGCUGCCGCCGCAGAGGGGCCGGAGCAGCAGCGAGGAGGAGACACCAACGGCUUAACCCAAAGGCAGAAAACAUAGACGCACAUACUGCAUCCAUGUUUGGGAAAAGAUAGUUACUACGGACAAAGGGGAUAAACAUCGACGACAUAAGAAAGAUGAGUAUGUUAAAACCAAGUGGGCUUAAGGCUCCUACCAAGAUCAGCAAGCCUGGAAGUACAGCAUUGAAAACAGCUGCAUCUGUUGCUGCUGCUCCAGCAGAAAAAGCAGUGUCCAGUGAAAAGCCAUCAAGCACACCCACCUCGGAGGCACAUGAUGACUUUGUGGAUGACUUCAGAGUUGGGGAGCGUGUUUGGGUCAACGGAAACAAACCUGGCUUUAUUCAGUUUCUUGGAGAAACACAGUUUGCUCCAGGACAGUGGGCAGGGAUUGUUCUAGAUGAACCCAUUGGCAAGAAUGAUGGCUCUGUAGCUGGAGUUCGCUAUUUCCAGUGUGAACCUUCACGGGGAAUAUUUACAAGGCCAUCAAAGCUGACAAGAAAAGUGCUGGCAGAAGAUGAAGCCAAUGGUACACAGACCGCUAAUGCUUCUAGAGCUACUUCACCAACCUCCACAUCAGCUGUUAGUAUGGUGUCUUCUCCCCCUGCAGCAGCUCCCCCUACAGGAAUUCCUCAAAAGACUUCUCCACCAGCAGGCAAGGAACACUUUACUCCUACUCAAAUUAGCAACCUGUCAAAAACUGCAAGUGAAUCUAUAUCGAACCUCUCUGAAGCUGGGUCUGUAAAGAAAGGAGAAAGAGAACUCAAAAUUGGAGAUCGAGUUUUGGUUGGUGGCACCAAAGCUGGAGUAGUACGUUUUCUGGGGGAAACUGACUUUGCUAAAGGAGAGUGGUGUGGAGUAGAAUUAGAUGAGCCUCUGGGAAAGAAUGAUGGAGCAGUGGCUGGAACAAGGUAUUUUCAGUGUCAGCCAAAAUAUGGCUUGUUUGCACCGGUCCACAAAGUUACCAAGAUUGGAUUUCCAUCAACCACACCAGCUAAAGCCAAGGCAACUGUGAGAAAAGUGAUUGCAACGCCGUCAGCUCUGAAACGCAGUCCAAGUGCAUCUUCCCUGAGUUCUCUCAGUUCUGUGGCAUCAUCAGUAAGCAGCAAGCCAAGCCGUACAGGACUAUUAACAGAAACAUCUUCCCGAUAUGCAAGAAAAAUUUCUGGCACCACCGCUCUCCAGGAGGCUCUGAAGGAGAAGCAGCAGCAUAUUGAACAGCUUCUGGCAGAGAGGGACCUGGAGAGGGCUGAGGUUGCUAAAGCAACAAGUCAUGUAGGGGAAAUAGAGCAGGAGCUGGCAUUGGCUCGAGAUGGACAUGAUCAGCAUGUACUGGAAAUGGAAGCGAAAAUGGACCAGUUGCGGGCUAUGGUCGAAGCUGCUGAUAGGGAGAAAGUGGAGCUUCUCAACCAGCUUGAGGAAGAGAAAAGGAAAGUGGAGGAUCUUCAGUUCCGCGUAGAGGAAGAGUCCAUUACCAAAGGAGACCUAGAGCAAAAGAGGCAGAUUUCUGAAGAUCCUGAAAAUACGCAGACCAAACUGGAGCAUGCCCGCAUUAAGGAGCUUGAACAGAGCCUGCUCUUUGAAAAGACCAAAGCUGACAAACUCCAGAGGGAGUUAGAAGACACUAGGGUGGCCACAGUAUCAGAAAAAUCUCGCAUCAUGGAACUAGAAAGAGAUCUAGCAUUGCGGGUGAAGGAAGUAGCGGAGCUCCGAGGGAGAUUAGAGUCUAGUAAGCCAGUCAGUGAUGUGGAGAAUUCUCUCUCACUGCUACAAGAAAUAAGUUCUUUGCAAGAAAAAGUGGCAGAAAUUAGCAAAGAACAUCAAAAUGAAAUAAAUUCACUAAAAGAGAAGUUUGGAAUCAGUGAAGAAUCUUAUCAGAAGGAGAUCAAAGCACUUUCAGCCUCACAUGAAAGAAUUGCAAAAGAAAACGAGUUGUUGAAAACUAAACUUGAUCGUGCCAACAAGGAGAAUUCAGAUGUGAUAGAGCUGUGGAAAUCAAAGCUGGAAUCUGCUAUUGCUUCACAUCAGCAAGCAAUGGAAGAACUAAAGGUUUCAUUCAGCAAAGGUGUUGGGGCUCAGACUGCUGAAUUUGCAGACCUCAAGACCCAGGUUGAGAAAAUGAGAUUAGAGCAUCAAAAUGAAACGUCAAAUUUAAAACUAAAACAAGAAAACGAAAGAUCUCAGCAUAUGAAAGAGAUUGAAGCUCUGAAAGCGAAGCUAUUGGAAAUCACUGAGGAGAGAGAGCGAAGCCUGGAAAACCUGAAGACCAAACUAGAAAAUGCAGAAGAUCAACAUCUAGUAGAAAUGGAAGAUGCUUUAAACAAAUUACAGGAAGCUGAAAUAAAGGUAAAGGAGCUAGAGGUACUUCAAGCCAAGUGCAAUGAACAAACCAAGGUUAUUGAUAGUUUAACAACACAGAUCAAAGUUACUGAAGAAAAGAUUUUGGACCUUGAUGUACUUCAGAAAGCCAAUUCUGAAGGUAAAUUGGAAAUCCAGAAACUUAGCAAGCAGCUUGAGGCAGCUGAGAAACUGAUACAAAACCUAGAGACUGAAAAGAUUGAUGGGAGUAGCAAGGCUAGUAAUCUGGCCAAAGAGCUUCAGGGCAAAGAGCAAAAGCUUCUUGACCUGGACAAAGACUUGGGUGUAGCAAAUCAAGUUAAAGAGUCUUUGGAAAAGGAGCUUCAACUUUUGAAAGGAAAGUUUACUAGUGCUGCUGAAGAGGCGGAAAGUGUUCAAAAAUCUAUGCAAGAAACUAUUAAAAAACUAAACCAAAAAGAAGAGCAAUUUGCACUCAUGUCUUCGGAACUGGAUCAGUUAAAAUCUAAUUUGACAGUUAUGGAGAAAAAAUUGAAAGAGAGAGAAGAAAAAGAACAACAGUUGUCUGAAGCUAAAGCCAAACUCGAGAAUGAUAUAGCAGAAAUAAUGAAGUCCUCGGGCGAUAGUUCUUCUCAGCUUACAAAGAUGAACGAUGAGCUGCGGUUAAAAGAAAGGAAGCUAGAAGAACUACAAAUUCAGCUUACAAAAUCAAAUGAAAAGGCAACUCAGCUGCAGGAAAAUGUGGAACAGACAACACGUAAUGCUGAACAGAACCAGCAGGAAACACUUAAGAAUCAUCAGGCUGAACUGAAGAAAAUGCAAGAUAAAUUAGUAGAUCUGGAAAAGCAAAUUGAGAAAAGCCAAAAUCAGUAUAAGGAUCUACAGAUGACGCAUGAAAAAACCAAUUCUGAGAUGAUCGCUGAGCACAAUGCAGCCAUCAAAGAGCUUAAACAGAAUCUGCUGGACACAGAAGAGAUGCUGAAAAGUGCAAAAGAGCAAAACAGUGACUUGGAAAAACAGGCUGAGGAGCUGAAAAAACAAGCAGAACUUGCCAAAUCUUUAACUUCUGUGUUAGCAUCAGCCAAAAAAGAGAUUGAACUAAUGUCAGACGAGAUGAGGGAUUUGAUAUCAGAGAAGGAGAUUCUGGCACAGGAGGGAAAUGCUUUAAAGUUAGAGAAAGGUUCACUAUUAUCAAAACUACUAGAGUUGGAAUCCAAGCUUAUGUUGUUGCAACAAGAUCAGGAAAAGCUUUGGACAAUAAAUGAAGAACUUGAUUCAGAAAAUAAAAAAAUCCUAAAGGAAAAGCAAGAAGCUGAAACUAAAAGUCAACAGGAAAGCACAGAAAAGGCAGCAUUAAUUUCUGAGAAACAAAAGUUAUUUAUUGAAAUAGGGACAACACAGAAAGAUCUUCUAAAAAUAAGUAGAGAAAAUGAUGCUCUAAGCUCUUCAGAAUCAGCGCUGCUCCAACGGCUGGAAGAACUUCAGACCAGCAAAGAUGCUUUGGUUCUGGAAUCUCAGAAGCACAUUAAGGAAAGAGAAGAACUGGAGGAUAAUCAGAAAAUGCUUUCUGAGGAGAAUGCUACUCUUCUUAAAGACAAGGAUGAUGUCAUCCAGAAGCUGAAAAGCUCUUAUGAAGACCUGGCCAGAGAUCAAAAGGAACUCCUGCAAGAAUUAUCUGCUCUGGCUGCAGAGAGAAAUUCAGUCUUGGAUAAAAAAUUGGCUCUUGAAAGCGCACACGUGGCCUUAAAAAAUGAAAGGGACGAUCUGUUGCAAAAAAGGCAAGACCUGCAAUCUGAAAAGGAAGCACUUCUUAAGAGUCAGGAAGAGCUGCAUGUGAGCUUAGAAACUGUUCUUAACGAGGAAAAGGCCCUAAAUAGGAAAACUGAAGGACUGCAAGCAGAGCUAGAUGCUGUGAUUAAAGAACUUAAAAAAGCUACCAAAGACAAUGUAGAGUUGCAGGCCUCCUAUGCUAGUCUCUCUAAACUGCUUGAAGAGAUUAAAGCCAGUAGGGAGUCAACAGACUCUGAAUGUAUCCAAUUACUACAAGAGAAGGAAGCUCUCUCUUCAUCCGAGCGGAGACUUUUGUCUGAAAGGGACGAACUUUUACAUGAAAAUAAGGCAAUUGCGGAAAAGCUUGCCAAGACCUCAGAAGAUGCCACCCUUGCUGAGAAAGCUGUAAAUGAGAAGAUUAGUCAACUGAGCAGAGAGAAGGAAUUGGCUUCUCAGAAGUCAGUGAAACUUAAAAAGCAGAAUGAUGCCCUUCUCAAAGAAAAGGACAUGUUAGAAACCAAAUGUGCAGAGCUGCUCACUGAAAAACAGUCUUCUGCAAAUGCACUGUGUGACUUGAAAAGAAAACAUGAGCUGGACAUCUCAGCCAAGAAAGCACUCGGUCAAGAGAAGGCAAAGCUGCAGAGUGCCAUUGAAAGCCUCAAGAGAGAACUGGACAAGAAAACCCAAGAAAAUCAAGAUCUAGUGGCCUAUAACUGUGAACUUUCAAAGUGUCUGAAAGAGGCUCAGAGUGCCAAAACACUGCUAGGAAAUGAGCUUUCUGCUGUUUCGCAAGCCAAGCAAGUUCUGAUGGCUUCCUUCAAAACCUGUUCCUCCAGUAAGGAAAUGCUAGCCAAAGAGAGGACUGAAUUGCAAGAAGAAUGUCAGAAAUUAAAAGAAGAGAUCAAAAUUAUGCAGGAGAAUUUAACAAUAGAAAGGGAAGCUAGAAAGCUGGAAAAAGAUUCAUUCUUAUUGGGACAUGCAGAACUUCAGAACACCAUCAGCUUCUUAGAGAGGGAGAAGGAGCAGCUAACAGUUAAAAAUAAAGAAUUGCUGUCUGAGAAACAACUGCUGGUUCAGGAGAAACAAACAUCUGAAUCCAAACUAGAGGAAAUCAUUAAAGAAAAGGAGGUUCUCAGCACAGAGACUGAUCAACUUGCCUCCAAUAUUGAAAAACUAAAGAGUGAUUUUGCUUCAUUGACUAAAUCAAAGGCAGAGCUCCAGGACUUGCAUACCUGUCUCUCCAAUAUCCUAGAAGAUCUUCGGCAUAGCCAUGAGGUGACUGAAUUGGAGCGAACGAAGCUGCUCCAGGAAAAUGAGAGCCUGCUUGCGGAACAGAAGAAUCUGAUCAUGAUAAAGGAAGAAAUACUGAAAGAGAAGGAGAAGUUUUCUGAGGACUAUUACAAACUGCAUGAGGAAGUAAUGCUUUUAGCACAAACUAAUGGUGACCUUUCAGCCAACCUACUGGUGUUGCAGAACAAAAAUCAGAUGCUACUGGUGGAGAAGGACAAACUUGCUUUGAAACUAAAAGAAACUGAGGCUCUUCAGACACAUACAGUAACGCAAAAAUCUGAGGCUGCUAAAAUGGCAGAAGAUGCUUUGCAGGUAGUGGAGCAGGUGACCAAAGAGAAGGAUGCCCUUCAUCAAGAAAAGAUCGAUACACUGGCCUCCUUGGAGGACUCCAGACAGACAAAUCAGAAGCUUCAAAAUGAACUGGACAAACUUAAACAAAACAGCCUGAAAAACGAAGAGGAACUUAACAAGUCAAAAGAGCUUCUAAAUCUGGAGAACAAGAAAAUGGAAGAAUUUAGAAAAGAAGUAGAAGCGCUGAGACUGUCGGCUGCUCAGAAGUCCCAGCAGCUCACAGCCCUGCAAGAAGAGAACGUUAAACUUGCCGAGGAGCUGGGCAGGAGCAGGGACGAAGUCACAACUCAUCAGAAGCUGGAAGAGGAAAGAUCUGUACUUAAUAACCAGUUGUUAGAGAUGAAAAAGAGCUUGCCCAGUAACACUUUAAGAGAAUCCGUAUUAAAAAAAGAAAUAGAUGAAGAGAGAGCUUCUUUACAGAAAUCCAUCAGUGUUACUAGUGCCUUGAUCACAGAGAAAGAUGAAGAACUGGAAAAACUCAGAAAUGAGAUCACAGUGCUCCGUGGAGAAAAUGCCUCUGCAAAAACCUUGCAGUCAGUAGUUCAGUCACUGGAGUCCGAUAAGUUGAAACUUGAGCAAAAGGUGAAGAACCUGGAGCAGAAACUCAAAGAGAACAAGAAACAGCCUUCUUCUAUCACUAGCUCCUCAGGUGACACUGCUGCUAAUCCACUCCAAGAAGAAAAAGCAGAGGAGAACCAGCAUAUGAUUGACUUCCUGAAUUCAGUAAUAGUGGAUCUUCAAAGGAAAAAUGAAGAAUUAAAGUUGAAGGUGGAAAUGAUGUCUGAAGCAGCUCUCAAUGGCAAUGAGGAGAUAAACAAUUAUGACAGCGAGGAUGAAAAUCAGUCAAAGAAAAAACCUCGCCUCUUCUGUGAUAUUUGCGACUGCUUUGAUCUCCAUGAAACUGAAGACUGUCCUACUCAGGCACAGGCAUCCGAUGACCCUCCCCAUUCGACUUAUCAUGGCAGCAGAAAAGAAGAGCGCCCCUAUUGUGAAAUCUGUGAGGUGUUCGGGCACUGGACAACCAAUUGCAAUGACGACGAGACCUUCUAAUACAAUACAAAGCCAGGAAAACAAACUUUAUUUGUAUGCACUAAUUCGACAGUUUACCCCACCAGCAUUUGUGUGUACAGACAUCAGGAAAAGGGACAGUGAUUCUUGACACACACAUCCUCGGUUUCAAACCUAUAGAUAUUUUGAUCUUCCAUUCAUAAAGAUCUUAUUCCCCCCCCUUAAUAAACUAAAGUGAAGUAUAAAUAAAUUAUUUAAUAAUUACUUUUUGUCAUUUAUUCCCAAAUUCUGGGUAUGAACAAUUUCUAACAAGAAAUGUCCCCUAUGCCAUUAAAUUUAUCUAUAGGAAAAAUGUAUAGGAACAAAGUAUUAUAGUUAUGUUAUAGCUUAUUUAAAGACCUUAAAAUUAUGCUGUUAAUUUUCAUAUUUGCACUAAGACAUUUUAAGGCUGCAUUUGUAUAUUUAGAUUUUUUUAAGCUUUUGACACUGGAAUGAGUUGAGAAAUAUUUCAUCUUUAUUUUCAUCUACUCGUUAACUAUUUUACUGUGCUCUUGAUCAAAGAACAUGAGCUCUGUGCACUACAUAUAUACGUAGUGCCUUUCUUUCCAUUGGACUACAGUAUGAAAUUUAUAAAAUCAUGAAGCAGGUAAGAAAACAUAAGCUACUGUGGGGAAUUUUUAAAAACCUGUAUGCUGUGCACACUUACUACCAUUUAUGUGACAUCCAUUUUUUGCAUUAUUUCAGCUCCUAUACAGUGUGUGUGUGUAUAUAUACAUAUAUAUAUUAAAAAAUAUAUUUUGGAAAAAACAUGUCUUCUCAUUCACGUUUUUAAAUUUUAUUAGCAGUCAUCACAGGACCUGUUUAUGGGAUAAACAGUACAACAUGACUACUUCAUUUGUUGACUUAAAAAUAUAAAACCACCUCAGUAUUGGGAGAUUUUUAUUAAUGUGUUUCCUGUGAAAAAAAUCUUUCAGCACACUUGUAUCCUCUAGCAGGUUUUCAGUAAAGUUCAUAGGAAAUGAAGCAUUUAUGCUAACUAUUUCAUGAUAUGGUUUCCCUGGUUUUUAUUUUAUUUUCAGAUGAAUGUAACAUGGAAAAUUCAACAUUAAUAAUUGUGGAUUUUCUUAUAAGCAAAAACAUAACAAGGAAUGAAGAAAUCUAAACCAUCAGAACACAACGUGGUCUAGCUUGUGUCACUCGUACUAAUGUUGAGAUGUACCUUAUUACACAGACAGUUAAAUUAGUUUCAGAGGGGCUGCUCAUAUAGUAAGAAAACACUCAACAUGAGCCAGGGUGGACCCAUCAGACCCUAAAUCAUUUAUUCAGAUGGUUUAAAUCUAUCUUCUUUUGAAUGUCUUCUAGCAUAUGUAAAAAAGGACUGAAACUAUACUGUAUCUUCCCUGCUACCUGUACAAUAUACAGUAUAGGGUUUACUCUUUUAUAUAACUGUAUAUAAACCUUUGAUGUAUUUUUCUCAAGAUUAUCAACCAAGUAUCUGGCACAUGAUAUAAAGUCAAUCUAAUAAUUUUAAAUUGGGGGUAACGAAUGUAUUAUAGUAAUAGGAACAAAAGCAGGGAAAUCAGUAUUAAUUUAAAGAAUUGAGUGUACUGUAUCUCCUUUAAUAAAUGGUUAUUCUCGUCA
This is a messenger RNA of Trachemys scripta elegans, 8499 nucleotides long. RefSeq names its product CAP-Gly domain containing linker protein 1 (gene CLIP1). The record is from RefSeq and is a predicted model, not a curated record. The transcript is spliced from 29 exons. Bases 244 to 6900 code for a protein of 2218 amino acids. Gene Ontology annotation, cellular component: microtubule plus-end; nucleus; cytoplasm. Gene Ontology annotation, biological process: cytoplasmic microtubule organization; positive regulation of microtubule polymerization. Gene Ontology annotation, molecular function: microtubule plus-end binding. Lineage: Eukaryota; Metazoa; Chordata; Testudines; Emydidae.